AUGGUGGGCGCCCUGGAGGCUGACGAGGGCGUCGCUUCGGUAGAACGGGAAGCCUCCAGGACGGUGGCGGCAGUUCAGGAGACCAGGGGGGAGCCGGCAGCUCGGGAGACCAGGGUGGAGCAGAUAGUGGGAGGAGCCAAGGAGGAGAGAGGAAGGACUUGGAGCAGGAGGAGCAUUUCGGUGCAUCCCUAUCAGAAUCAAAUCAGUUGCUUUUUGUUCUUUUACAUUUUCUGCUUUUCUCUCUCUAAACAGCUCAACAAAGCAGCAAUAAUGAGUUCUUGUUCGGGACCAGAAAAUGCCAAAGUUGUAGUGGUAGGUUCAGGUUUUGCAGGUUUGGCUGCUGCAGCCAAGUUAGUGGAGGCAGGAUUUGAAAAUGUCCUGGUUCUUGAGGCAAAGGAAAGAGUUGGAGGCCGAGCGCACACCACUAAACCGUUCAGCGAGAAUGUCAUUGAAGUUGGAGCUAACUGGAUCCACGGGCAGAAAGGAAACCCUCUGUUCAAGAUUGCGAAAGAGGAGAACCUGCUAUCUGAGGGACCUUCUGCACGCAAAAACAUGUGCCAGCCUCGUUCUGUAACUCCUCAAGAUUACUUUUUCAAAGAAGAUGGGAAGCAGGUCUCCACAAAAGUUGUAGAUCAGGUGAGUUCGUGCUUCAGCAAGCUCACCGACAAAGCUUUUGAUGAUGAACUCAAGAGCAGGCACAGGAAACUAACUCUAGGUGCUUAUCUGGAUGAUGCUUUUGGUGAAGCUCCUUUAGCGGCGACAGAGGACGCCCGGCAAGUUUUUGAAUGGUGCAAGAGGAAUGAAUGCACAGAUGAGGCUUGCUCCACCCUCUAUGAGGUUUCUGCAUCUCAGAUUAGCAAUUACACUGCUCUAGAAGGAGAGUUUUUUAAUACAUUGGGACCUGGUGGCUAUCGAGCAGUUUUGGAUGUUCUCCUAAAAGAUCUGCCUUCGGGAACUGUCCAGUGUAGUGCACCGGUCAAGAGCAUCCAAUGGGACUUGGUCAAAAAAGGUAGUGGUGAAGAUCAAAGGUAUCCUGUUAAGGUCGUCUGUGAAAAUGGACAGAGCUUUGAGGCAGAUCAUGUGAUUGUCACUGUAUCUCUGGGGGUUCUCAAAGACAAAGCGACAACCAUGUUCGAACCGUCCUUACCGGAGAAAAAGCUGUCUGCAAUUGAGAAUCUUGGCUUUGGGAUAGUGGACAAAAUUUUCCUGUUUUUUGAGGAAAGUUUCUGGCCAGACGACUGUUCCGGGGUUCAGCUGGUGUGGAAAGAAGGGCCUGAAGAUAAAGAUGUUUAUGAGGCUCUGUCUGAAGGAGAAACCUGGAAAAAGACGUGGUUCAAGAAGAUCACUGGUUUUGAUACAGUGGCUCGUCAUCCUACGGCUCUGUGUGGCUGGAUCACAGGUAGAGAAGCUCUGUAUAUGGAGAAUCUUCAGGACAGUGAAAUCGGAGCUAUAUGUGUGAGGUUGCUCAGGUCUUUCACAGGCUGGACAGUGCCAGAAGUCUCAAAGACACUGAUCACCAGAUGGGGCUCUGAUUCCCACGUCCGUGGCUCCUAUACAUUUAUUCCUGAUGGUGUCAAUGGAGUGAAAGCACACAAGGCAUUAGCGUCACCUCUUCCCCCUAAAUAUAAAUGCAGAGGCAGGAAGCACCUUCAGGUGUUGUUUGCUGGAGAAGCUACACAUGAUAAAUUCUACACCACGACCCAUGGAGCGUACCUCACAGGCGUCAGAGAAGCAGAAAGACUCAUAAGCUAUUACGCCGAUUGAACAUACAGUACCAAAAAGAAAAGAGCAUAGCCUACACUUUGGUUUCAUGAAGAUAACAUUUUACGAUCAUUUAACAUUUUAUAGACUUCUUCUCACGCCCUAGCCUUUCACAUGUUUUGUGUUUAAAUGACCCAUAGCUAGUUUAUAACUGCCUGACAAACAGCAUUUCCGAAUGCUUACAUCCAACUGAUCACAUUAUGCAUAUCUCUGUCUGGUUAAAUGUUAUUAC
Molecule: messenger RNA, 1993 nt
Organism: Rhinichthys klamathensis goyatoka
Lineage: Eukaryota; Metazoa; Chordata; Actinopteri; Cypriniformes; Leuciscidae
Product: peroxisomal N(1)-acetyl-spermine/spermidine oxidase-like
Exons: 4
Coding region: 1-1764 (587 amino acids)
Molecular function (GO): polyamine oxidase activity
Source: RefSeq, a predicted model, not a curated record